AUGCAAAGCGGUAUACCAAUCCUCCCGCCAGAAAUUCUCCUCCUUAUAGCCCGACUAUUAGGCCCGUGGGACUUGAUCCACCUUGCACGCGCCAUCCCGGGCAUGGAGCGCCUAUACAAACCGAAAUAUUGGGUUCCGAUCAAGGAUGAAGCAGGCGAUACGAUGUUCCAUAAAGCUGCUACUGAUGGAUGUAUCGAUAUCAUUGAGUCCCUACUCUCCAAGGAUUUCGAUCUCACCAUACAGAAUUAUCGAGGAUAUACCGCUCUGCACUGUGCGUGCCAAGGUGGCCAAUAUAACAUCGCACGGCUAUUGCUAGAUUCUGGUCUUGGUCCAGAUAUUUCCGCCCAGGGCGGGGUUAGGGCAAUUAAUCUGGCUGUUCAUGAGCAGGCUAUGCAGCUAGUUCGCCUUUUGCUCGAACAUCAGGCCGAUAUAUCCGUGUGCACUGCAGGUGAUUAUUCUAUCCUUCACUGGUCGGCUUCGAUUCAAGGCUCGUCUAUCACCAAGACACUUCUCAAUGAAGGGGCAGAUUUAACGAAAGAAGAUGUUUUUGGUUGUACGCCUUUACACUGGGCGGCAGCAGAAGGGAACAUGGAUAUCGUAAUGUUAUUCUUGAAAGCUGGUUCUAAUCCCUCCUCGAUUGAUCACGAUGGGAAUACUGCUGCCGAUAUAGCAGAACAACAGGGCUUUCUAUCAAUAUCCAGGAUGAUAGGAAAUUUCCAACCACCCCCGAACUCUCUACAUUCAAUUCUUGGUGAAUAUAUCUUGAGUUUUGCGAGAAGAGCCCUCGGGUGGGUAUAG
Molecule: messenger RNA, 798 nt
Organism: Penicillium cosmopolitanum
Lineage: Eukaryota; Fungi; Ascomycota; Eurotiomycetes; Eurotiales; Aspergillaceae
Exons: 1
Coding region: 1-798 (265 amino acids)
Biological process (GO): protein localization to ciliary inversin compartment
Cellular component (GO): ciliary inversin compartment
Molecular function (GO): protein binding
Source: RefSeq, a predicted model, not a curated record